This is a messenger RNA of Coturnix japonica (Japanese quail), 1116 nucleotides long. It is a transcript of the gene RIMOC1, whose product is annotated as RAB7A interacting MON1-CCZ1 complex subunit 1. The record is from RefSeq and is a predicted model, not a curated record. Gene Ontology annotation, biological process: mitophagy. Lineage: Eukaryota; Metazoa; Chordata; Aves; Galliformes; Phasianidae.
CCGAGCUACUGCGCGUGCCUGCGGCGCUGAUGGCGGCGUCCCGUGGGCUCGGUGUCUGGCUGUGCCGGGAGCCGUGACGUGCGGGGGAUGGCGGAGCCGGGGAGCGCCGUGUCCGCGCUGGGGCCGCGGCUGGAGGCGCUGGGCCGGCGGUUGGCGGCGCCGAGGGGAGCGGGCGGCGAUGGUGCCUUCUUGGCAAGGGGUUCUGCUGCUCUGGAGAAACUAAAGGACCUCUGUAAAGAAGGGAAAGAGAAAGCACAUCAUUCCACGCUUCUACAGCUUUACACACAGGCUGUUUUAGACAUUACCUACUUCGAGGAAAGCCAGCUUGUGGAUGAAGAUUUUGCAGGGGAAUCUUCCUUGCAAAAAGUCAAAGAACUUAUUUGUAUGCUUUCAGACCCAGAAGACUUAGUGAGGGAAUGCAGCAUAAAUGAAGAACCCAUCAACAUCCUCAGUACAGAUUCAGUAGAAUGUCUUUACUGGAGAAAAGGAGCCCUGCUUUACAUGUAUUGUCAUACAGCAAAAGAAAGGAGCGAAUGGCUGAGAGGAAACAUUGCUGCAUUUAGAAAGUGUCUCAAUGAUGGAGUUCAUUACCUGAUGAAGAUGCUUAGCUUUAGAUGCCCUCUUCAUUUAGAUGGAGAUGUCUCACUUCAAGAUAAAGACACAGCUGGACUACUCAGUGAAGGCAUAUUUAGUGACACCCACUUACUGGCCAUGAUGUACAGUGGAGAAAUGUGCUACUGGGGACUGAAAUACUGUGGAGAGGAAAAGCAGGAGAGCCUCAAGGUGAUGGACUCAACGUCUGUCAGUGACCUGAGCUGCAGAUCACAGGGUGCACUGGUGGAUUUCCGAGAGCUUGGCAAAACCAUGUUAACGAAGUAUGUUACUGUGUGUGAGGGACCUCUAAGAGACCAUGGAUGGAACACAACCAGUGCAAAACAAAUGUUAUGUUACCUCAAGGAAACCCACAGCUAGGUUUGUUCCUGUUGCUGUCGGAAGCUGCUCGCUGUGUGAUGAGCGCUCUUAGGAUGACUGUCAGCACCAGGCUGAGCCCUGCUCGGAGCCUGCCUGCUCUUCAAACGUGUAUGCUCAGUUGCAUUAAAGCAUGAGUUCAAAGAA